UCAGUGUUUGACUGAAAGAAGCAAAUGCUUAAAGUUGUUGAUAUUGCUGUUAAAAUGCUUAAACCCUGACCAAUUCCGUGCUGAAACACGUCUGUAAAAACGGCAUUUUGAAUUUCCUUUAUAUUACAUUUUUAAUAUCAGUUUCACACAUAUCAAUAAAUGCUCAAAGAUAUCGAGAUUGAAAUUUAGAUCAAAAAAUACCCAGGCGAGUGUUGCACAUUUUGAGCAUAAAUUUCUUCUCAUAAAAAAGAGUCUGGAAUCUAGCAUUUUUAAAUGAAAACUGAUCUCAUUCUGUAUGAAUAUGUUCACAAAUAACAUAACAAGGUACAAACCUUCUAAACAAUGCCGAAAACAUGGUUAAUUUUUAUCGAAAAAAGUGCAAAUAUACAAAGAAAAAUGCCGGCGUGAAAAAUUUACACAUUUAAAGGUUGAGAUUAGAAAUGGUGCGAAAGAAGAGGUGGUCUUCUGUGUUGGUGGUGUUUUGCAUAUUGCAAGUGGUCUCUCGAGGUGCUUGCAGUAUAGACACUCCGUCCAAAAGAAUCACGCCUGUGACUGACAAAUCAAUACAAACAGUUAUUACACCGAAAAACAACACCCAGGAGAAGGACGGUCAUGCGAGUCAACGACUGUUCAGUAAAUCUUACAUACAAAAAUUUUCGAACUCUUGGAUGUAUUUCGCAAAAGCUAAUGAUAUUGCGAAACGCGAGAAAUUGAAAAAAGCAUUAACAGAUGCGUUGCAUUCCAUGGAUCAUCGUCGACGAGAUGAGGUGUUAACGACUAUUGACUCUAGAACGGUCCAACGUAUCAAGCAUGCAGCAUCAUUACUAAAACAAUUUAAGCAAAUGUACACCUUGUCAGAAAAUGUAAAAAGAACACUAAUGACAUAUAACGACGCAAAGAAAAGUUUAACAGAUAUCGCGCACAGCAAAGAAGGGUUAGAUAUCUUGAAGAGAUUUUUACAAAAACAUACGACACAACAAAAACGAGAUGAGAUACCAUUGCACCCUUCAAAUUUUGCAUCCUUAGUAGAUCAAGCUGUUUCAGAUACUGUAGAUGAUGAUAGCGAAGAUUUUCAACUUGUCAAACCCCAGUACAUCACAAAGACGGAUAAAAUAUCUCUCAAAGCGGCUUUAAUCGGUCAAACCGGUAAAAUCGGGAUGGAGUUUGCAUCCGUUGAUUCUAGAACAUCUUCUAUUAGCAAGGCUGAGAGAGCAUUUAAAGCCGCCAAAAUCCUAAUGCGAUAUAUUGCUUUAGAAAAAGACAAAAACAAACCUAAUUCUGAAAAGAUAUCAGCUCUGUUAUCUUCUCUAAAUAGCCAUAUUGCUGAUAAUACUAAAAUAAGUAAUUUAAAAAAAUCGGACUUUCCAACACCUCGAGCUCAUGCUGAUGUUGCAAACGAAGCAAUGACAUACAUUAAUCAUAACUCUACUGGAGAAAAUCAAGCAGAUUCUGUCAUGGAGAAAUUAAUAACAGACGAGGACAGUCAAAACACAAAAGGUGCUGUCAAAUCUGAAGUUGCGAAACAAAACAAAGACUCUGAUAGUACUUCGAAAGUAACUGCACCAGAUAGUCCGGAGAAAUCGAAAAAACGAAGUAAUCCGUACGUAGCUUUACUGAAAAAGAUUUUAAAACGUCGAAAUGAAACGCUUGAGGCUAAUAAAAAUAACGAGAAAAAGGAUGUAACUGAAAAAUGGACAAAUGGAACAAAGAACGACGCAGAAGCUGUAACAAAUGAUGAUAAACCAGCUGAAGUGAGCAAUAAAACUGAAACCAUUGUUUUAGGUUCCGAGAACGCGAAUACCUCUACUGCUGCGAACAAUGAUCAGGUGAAAAACACAAACAACGAUGACAAGGCUAAAACAGACACGGAAAAUAAAAGCAACACGACGGAAACCAAUGACGACAGCAAUUCGCAAGUGAAAUCCUUAGAAAACGUUUUAACGCUCAAGAAACAACAAGACGCUGUACAAAGACUUCAAGAAGCGAAAUUAGCACGGCAAAAAUACGAAAUUGCCAAACAUGAAUUAGCUGAAAAAGUCAAAGAGCUGUACGUACUUGCUAAUGACUACGAAAAACAAGAAACAAGUGAUCAAAUUUUAGAAGUCAAAAACUUUAUUCAGUCAACUCCAGAAUUUGAAGCCUCCGCCCAAAACGUGAAACGGGAUGACAGUCAUCCGGGCGUGGCACUAUCAGGCAUACAUAGCAAAAAAGUAUCGAAAAUAAGUACGGAUGACGCUAACGAUGGCAAACAUAAAGGUUUUACCAUGGGUAUGAUUGAUAAAAAGGAGCACCAAAUCGAAUUAGAGGAUCCAAAAUUAAACGAAGAAGUAAAAAAAGUUUAUGAUGUUGGUCUGCCAUCGACUGCUAAACUGGAUGAUUUGAGUGGAAAUAAAAAAACAAAAAGUCAAGAAGAGACAUUGAAAGUCAUUGCCCAAGCUAUACAAGAAGAUAUGGCAGAUAUCUCAAACAAUGAAAAGCAAAAGAAAAAACUUCUAGAAGCAGCAUUACCUGCAGGUAUAACACCACUGUCAAACUCAACGCAUGAUAAAGGGGAAAAGAAGGGAGGUCCGCCCGCUGAUAAAAUUGAUGAAUACUUAACCAAUGCGUUGGCCGAUAUUAUGGGAAACGAAAGCAAGGCAGAUUCAGCUGACACAAGCAAAGAUGGCGGCAAGGACGGCAGUAAAGGCAGUCAAGAAGAUCGGAACCGUAAAAUUGUCGAAAAAGCAAUGGCGCAACACGCUUCCAAUCCCAGCGUAAACCUACCGCUCGUCGAAACGAAAGGCGAUAAGGUAGUACUAAAUAAAGACCAAAAUGGAAACAAAUCCAAAACUGCCGAACCGAAAAAAUCAAAUGAUGUUUUUGCGCAUGCAUCAGAUCGAGAUACCUCAAACAAGAACAUAGGGAGUAAUCUUGACGUAAAUGAUCCUGAGAACAAAGCUUUACUUGAUAAGGCAACACAUAUGGAAGAACAAGUGGCUGCAGCUCAAGAUAAACUGUAUUCUUCCGAAACUACAAGAGAGCCUCCAGUCGAAGCACCCAACACCGAGUACGUACCGCCACCGAUGAAACAGUAUGAACCCGCCAGAUACCAACAUACUCAUAGCUUUUCAGAUCCUUAUGGAUCGAUUAACGAACGUCCUCAAAAUGCCCCUCUACCCCAACAAGAACCUCCACAAGAAUAUGAGGGGCCUGAAGAAGGACCAGAAAGAGAGGAAGGUCCAGAAUAUGACGACGAAGAAGAAGAACCCCAACGUCGCCACCAUCGACAUAAAUAUCACGAAGCACCUGAUGAUGACGAAGAGGAGGAUGAUGACCGUGAUGAUGAUGAUGACGAUGAAAAAGAUGAUGACGAGGAGCCUGAUGACUACAAAAAAUCAAGAGUUGGCUACCGCGAUGACCAAGCUAGAAAACGAACGCUACCUAGUUCGAAGUCUUUUAACAUGUCCACCGCCAUUGAGACGUCUAAGCUAACAAACAAACACAGUAGCGGUGCAGAUGUUGCGGAAGAUAAACAACAUAUCGAAGAGCUUGAAGAUUCGAAGAAAUCGUUUGUACCAGGAAGUAUCACGUCAGGGAGAAGUUAAAAGUUAACGAAUUCAUUUACCUAAUGAUAUGUCAAACAGGAAUUAGAACAAUGUUCCUGAAUUCGUCAUGAAAAAUGACUGAAGCUGCUCACAUAGCAUCAUCAACGUUACACCAAAACGAUUGCAAAAGUCACUUUUUGGGUUGCUUUAAUGGGUUACAUUAUCGCAUAUCGCAUAUGGCCAUAAAAACCAUUCUAAUAUAUUUCUAAAAAAGAAAACGCCCUUGGAUGCAAUGAAACUUGAUAAAUUAACCUUAAAGCAGCAACAUAAAUCUAAGAUAAAGUUUGAGUUACUCAGAACGGACAAAAAUAAGUGGACAUGACACGCUGACACACAAACACAACCUUGUAGAUAAAAUAAAAACACAUUUAUAAAAACACACUUUAAAAUGUAUAUAUUUUAAGACAAAUAUUUUUGUCGAGCAUAGAAUUACAUAGAUAUUUAUAUUUUGUACACACCAAAACCUUUAGUCUGGUACAGCCA
This is a messenger RNA of Hydractinia symbiolongicarpus, 4067 nucleotides long. RefSeq names its product glutamic acid-rich protein-like. The record is from RefSeq and is a predicted model, not a curated record. NCBI's taxonomy places the organism in Eukaryota, Metazoa, Cnidaria, Hydrozoa, Anthoathecata, Hydractiniidae. The transcript is spliced from 4 exons. Bases 441 to 3584 code for a protein of 1047 amino acids.